AUGAGGCAACUUCCGGAGAACAAGCUUGAUAAGAAGCUCAAAGGCAUCCAUGCUUGGAGAAAGGUCUUUAGUAUGAUAUUUGUGGCUAUAUGUGCUUCUGUGUGGAUUUGUUCAGCUGUUGCAGCAGCUCCGGCUGCUGCUAGCUCUAUCCCUGUAGCCUCAAUGGGGAAGUGGAUUGACUGUUGA
Molecule: messenger RNA, 186 nt
Organism: Prunus armeniaca (apricot)
Lineage: Eukaryota; Viridiplantae; Streptophyta; Magnoliopsida; Rosales; Rosaceae
Source: the annotation of a GenBank genome assembly